Rubroshorea leprosula is the source of this 3046-nucleotide messenger RNA. NCBI's taxonomy places the organism in Eukaryota, Viridiplantae, Streptophyta, Magnoliopsida, Malvales, Dipterocarpaceae. The record is from the annotation of a GenBank genome assembly.
UUUCUUUUUUCCUUCACGGUUUGGGCAAAGUUCGUAUUGAUUACAGACUCUCAGCACAAAUUUCUCUAUAAAAUCGCACAGGAUUUUGCUAUUGUAACCAUUUAUUAUUUACGGUUGUAGAUGCUUUUCCUCACAAUCCCUCGAAUCCUUGUAGCUUCAGGGGAGACACAUCUCAACCUCCAUUGAAUCUCACAUUUUCUCCAGUCUUUUAAGCAGUUGGAUUGAUACCCAUUUCGUUUUGGGCAACUGGGUGCUAGUUUCUCAUGGAUCCACAACAGGUUUUGCAAGACUGUAUCUGGGUUCUUCGGUUUCGGAUUUGAUUUUCUCACUACAGUAAGAGGAGAGACCACUGGAAUUUGAGUGGUAAAGUAGCUAAUUGUUCAACUAAUUGGCCUUUAGAAUGGGUUAUCUUCUAAAGAAAUUAUAGUAGGCUAAAUGGUGGCCGAAGAUGAAGAGAAUUGGCCUUUCUGAUGGAUGAAGGAGGUUCUUUAAUAACACAAAAAUGAGUCGAUCUCCUUCAUUUUCUGUCAAGCAAGAGCUUAGUCUAAAACCGGAUCCUGAAUCUCUGCAGCGUUGGGUUGUUGCCUUUUGCAUAAUUAGAUUUGAUCUUGAACAAGGUCAGCUCAUAGAAGAGUGUUAUCCUCCUGGUUGCCUUACUCAAGAUGAGGAACUUGAGGUUGCUUUUAGUUCCUUUCCAGAUUCUGUUUCCCAGCACCAGAACCGUUCAAGCAUUCAUGAUUGCAUCUUCUUCUUCCGAAUUCAACGACAGAAAAAUCCUCAACAGGGCACUGUAAUUCCAUCUGAGAUAACAGAAAUUGGUAACAGAGAUGUGUCUUCAAAACCCAAAGAGGAGAAAGUUAUUAGAAGAUCAAAAAGUGGUGUAACCAACAAAGGUUCAAAAUACUUAUAUGGAUUUGUGUUUAAUAGGCAAAGGCAUGAUGAGAGGCUAAAGAGAGGUGGGGAACAAAAAUCUAUAGUAAUAUUGUCUCAUGGUCCUUACUCAAGUGUGUUUAGACCUUUGCUACAAAUCAUGGGUCCUUUGUACUUUGACAUCGGGAAAAAAGCUAUAGAGCAUAUUGCUUCUUAUGUCUCCACGUGGCCUGCUCCAGUACCUGGAAAGCUGAUGGAGCUCCCUAUUGGGAAUGCAAUGCUGAAAGUCAACUUGCCACCUGCUCACAGCUUGCCCUUGGAAAGUGGAUUGUCAUUUGAAGAGUCUGCUUCUUCUAUGGCUCCUCUUCUUCCCAACAAUCAGUCAGUACCACAGGGUUUAUUCCAUGAAUCAGAUCUUUUUGGAACUUUUAGAGGGCUUUUGUUGCAACUUUGGUUGUUGUGGGAGUUAUUACUUAUUGGGGAGCCCCUCCUUAUAAUUGCACCAACGCCUCCUCAAUGUUGUGAGGCUGUUGCAAGUCUUGUUAGUUUAGUUGCACCACUACUUUGCAGUGUUGAUUUUAGGCCAUAUUUCACCAUCCACGAUCCAGAAUUUGCUUAUUUGAACUCACUUCGGGAAGGUGACCCAUUUCCACCUAUGGUUUUGGGUGUAACAAACCUCUUUUUCCUUAAAUCUCUUCGUUAUAUCCCCCACAUUGUAUCAGUUGGAAGCCCUGCAUCUAAUUCAACUCGGGUUGGCCUUUCUAGUAGGUCAUCAACUGGCAGACUUUCUGGUCAAUCAGAAGGAUUUGGCCUCCAACAGCUUUCGUUGAAGAAGUUUUCUCCUUCAAGUUUGUUGAGUGCUGUGAAGUUGAGGAGAGAUGGGCCUCUUUGUCUCAUGACUGAACAUAAGGAGGCCAUAUGGAGCAGUUAUGCUCCUACAACCAAGCCAGACACUUCUAUUUUGAAUAGGCUUAUUGAUGCUGGGAUGUCACCUAGGGUCGAGGAGUCUAUGUCAGUUGUUAAUAAUGAGAUAUUGCGUCGACAUUUCUUGGAGCUAACUACCAACUUUUUGGCUCCCUUUGGCCCAUAUUUAAGGGCUACCACUCCUUCUGAAGGAUCUUCCCCAUUUGUUGAUCCUCCUCCUCUCCCUCCGUUUAAUGCUAAUGAAUUUCUUUCAAGUUUAGCAGCAAGAGGUGUUGGCAAGUUUCUUUCAAAGCGUAUGAAAUCGAAUUGGCUGGAGUUAUACAGGCGAUUUCUUAGGGGACCGAACUUUUUGCCAUGGUUUCAAAGGAGGCGUGCUGUUGCUGAACAUGAACAACAUAGGUUAUGGAGGCAGGCAAGAAUGAAGACUGACAUACAUCAGCUUAUAUCUAAGAUGUCUGAGUUGGAAGUUGUUGAUUCCUUCAAUGCUAUUGAGAGACAUCUACUUGGAGAUAUACAAUUGCAGCAAUCUGGAAAGGCUGCUGCAGAUUCAGCAGCAAUGUGCCAGAAACUAAAAGUCGACCUGCAGGCAGUCUUCAAUGUGCUUCCAAAGGACAUGCAGCAACUUCUGCUUUUAAACCCACAAAGGGCAGCUCUUCUACAGGGAAGUCCUGAACUGACAAAACUUCCUGGCCGCCCCUCGAUACAAGUUGGGGUUGCACCUUCAACACCUAGAUAAUGCAAAGCACUUCUAAAAAUCAGUUUGCCUUUGGCAUCCAUGAUCUUCUUGUCAUCCUAUUGAAGACUGGCAUGUCCUGUAAUUUUACUUGUAGCAUCCUCCAUUUCACUGGACAAUCUCGGCGACUUUGGGCAGUCUUCAUCUAGAUGUGUGCAAAUCAGAAACUUGUCUCUUGAAUCCCCCUGUCACCAAGCAUCUCUGAGAUAACUUGUUUGCAAACCUCCAAACUGAUUGGAUAGAUUACAUGGGUGUUAUUUUUUGUUUUUAUGAAGGGAUAAGUUUGAAAUUCCAUGUUGCUUUCAUUCUAAAGAAUUUUUUUUUUUUUUUUAAGGCGCAUAAGCUACUAGCAUGUAGGGUGGGAUCAAUGAAGGAAGAUCCCACUGUAAUUCUCAUAAUUACAGUAUUAAUUUUUCUUUUUCAAUCUUUGAGGCUUAAUUUUAGUAAGUAUUAAUUAUGAACGGGUAGAAUUUGGUGAUAUUGAACUUUUGAGUAAGGAGGAGACAUGUCUAUUGGAUG